Molecule: messenger RNA, 901 nt
Organism: Seminavis robusta
Lineage: Eukaryota; Bacillariophyta; Bacillariophyceae; Naviculales; Naviculaceae
Source: the annotation of a GenBank genome assembly
CACAAACACCACAAACACCACAAACACCACAAACACCACAAACACACAAACACCACAAACACUUCUUCAGUAACACAAACACUUCUUCAGUAAUACUAACAAUGAUUUCGAUGAACAUGAUGACCCCCACCAACACUGCCGCCACGGUAACAGACACGGAGGAUUCCACUUGCUCCACUUCGUACGAGUCUCGAUUCCACACAUUUGUCUAUGAGGAUCACUUUGGCCCUCAGCACGAACGCUCCGCCAUUGAAGUGCACUACACGCAAGCACUGUGCAUGGCUUUGGGCAAACAGAACGACUACACCAAAGAACAGUCGAGUUGGCUCAAGGGAUUCUUGGUCACCAAAUCGGCUCCGUCUGUUUUGAUUGAAUCGGUCGAUGCCUUGUUGGAACAAGCGGGUGAUUUGAGUGAAGAAGAAUUCCAAGAAGACUGUGCUUUGCUAGCGUCUACAUUCUCCUCCAAAGCGGCACCUUCUGUCGUCUACGAUAUGAUGUGCGGUGCCUGUGUCGGCGGAUUCCAAAGUGCUCAUCAAUGGGAAGCCAUUGUGGCGCUGUCGCGACAAUGGCACGUUAGUGAAGAAGUCUUGAGCGAAAUGCGCGAGACUGUGGAAACCGAAGAAGCCCAACGUCGUCAUCGACUGCAGCGACUCUUUCCCAAAAUUCGCAACAUUGAUCACAUGCUCAUGAUGCCUCGUAUUGAAACACACAUGUACAUGGCACACAAGAGACAGUCUGCGGUCCGCAACAGCAGCAGCAACAACAAGACCAGACAGUACAAAUUGUAAAACAACAGUAAAAACACAAGCAAAUAUUAGUUUUUGAACAAAGAAGACAAGCACACUGUAAUACUACUAGCUAGCUAGCAAUGGACUACAGACACACACUCUAUCUACUUGAU